Molecule: messenger RNA, 705 nt
Organism: Rangifer tarandus platyrhynchus (Svalbard reindeer)
Lineage: Eukaryota; Metazoa; Chordata; Mammalia; Artiodactyla; Cervidae
Source: the annotation of a GenBank genome assembly
AUGGCCCGGCCGCUGGUGCCCAGCUCGCAGAAGGCGUUGUUGCUGGAGCUCAAGGGGCUGCAGGAGGAGCCGGUGGAGGGCUUCCGGGUGACCCUGGUGGACGAGGGCGACCUGUACAACUGGGAGGUGGCCAUCUUCGGACCCCCCAACACCUACUACGAGGGCGGCUACUUCAAGGCGCGCCUCAAGUUCCCCAUCGACUACCCUUACUCCCCUCCCGCCUUUCGGUUCCUGACCAAGAUGUGGCACCCCAACAUCUAUGAGACUGGCGACGUUUGCAUCUCUAUUCUCCACCCUCCAGUGGAUGACCCCCAGAGCGGGGAGCUGCCCUCGGAGCGGUGGAACCCCACACAGAACGUCAGGACCAUCCUCCUGAGUGUCAUCUCCCUCCUCAACGAACCCAACACCUUCUCGCCAGCCAACGUGGACGCCUCUGUGAUGUACAGGAAGUGGAAAGAGAGCAAAGGCAAGGACCGCGAGUACACGGACAUCAUCCGGAAGCAGGUCCUGGGGACCAAGGUGGACGCAGAGCGGGAUGGCGUGAAGGUACCCACCACGCUGGCUGAGUACUGCGUGAAGACCAAGGCGCCAGUGCCGGACGAGGGCUCAGACCUCUUCUAUGACGACUACUACGAGGAUGGCGAGGCUGAGGCCGACAGCUGCUUCGGGGACGAUGAGGAUGACUCAGGCACCGAAGAGUCCUGA